AGUCUUCAUCUCUUCCCUCUCCUCUCCAUUACGUUUGCACCCCAAUUUGGGGGGUUACCCCAAAUAGUAGUUUUGCUCCUCAAAUGCUCCUCUUAUUUCUGUUCAUGGCUAACCAAAUAGGUGCAUUUGCCUAGGGUUCUGCACUUAUCCCUCCAUUUUUGCUCCCCCCUCACUUUGCACCUCUUCCCAAAGAUAGUGAAAAUAACAGGGGGUUAGUAUACAUACUGAAGAUGCUCUACACAUCUUUCGUUUGGAAACAAACUAGGUCCAAUUACUGUGUGGUGCGAAGACUUUUCGUACUGUAAAAUUUUGUUGAAUCCACUGUUCCAAUUUAGAAUGUAACUAUUUCCCGAGAAAACCAAAUACCAUCGCUGGUGCCGAAUUUGUUUUGGACGAUGUUGAUUUGAUGUUUCGCGGUGGAAACCCUUGCGGUGUCGUUUGAUCGGAUGCACCGCUGAUUGCUGAAAUUGAGACGACUGUCAAAUAUCCACCGGGCGGUGCAACUGACUUCUGAAAACGAUGACGAUCGUCAAAUAUCCACCGUCGUGCGAUGUUGAUUUGAUCGAUGCACCUCUGAAUGGUGAAAUCAACGUGACCGUCAAAUAUCCACCGUCGGGCGAUGUUGAUCUGAUCGAUGCACCUCUAACUUCUAACCAACACGACCGUUACUACGGUUCACACCUCUCCAAACUACGUCGAACGAGGGUGUUUGAGUUUUUGGGAAUCUACGUUACGACUACUCCUAUGGAGAUUCUUGUGGAGAGCUCCGCGACUACGACUACGACUACUCCUAUGGAGAUUCCUGUGGAGAGCUCCGCGACUACGACUACUUCUACCAACUAUGGAGAUCCUUACUAGAAGGAGAGCUCCGCGAAGGAGUUACAGAGAAAAUGUAAAGUUUUGACAGAGUUGUAGAGUGUUGAUUUUUGGUUUCCCUCUCUCUCUCUCUCUCUCCUUGCACCGCUGCUUUUAUUUGAAAAGCAUCUUCAUAGUCUUUACGCUCCGUGAAACCGCUUCCUCAACUGCUCCGUUGUGAACUCCCACGUGUCUCAACCGUCUUGAUCUCCUCCUCGCUCGGGUUGGUGUGAAUCUCACGCGAUGUCGUUUUCUUCCUCAAACAGCUAUGUUUGCUUUUUUACUCCACGGCAUUGUUUUAUAUUAAACACUGCCGUUUGCUAAUACAGCGGUACUGUUGGG
Molecule: messenger RNA, 1197 nt
Organism: Linum trigynum
Lineage: Eukaryota; Viridiplantae; Streptophyta; Magnoliopsida; Malpighiales; Linaceae
Source: the annotation of a GenBank genome assembly